Molecule: messenger RNA, 1938 nt
Organism: Dichomitus squalens LYAD-421 SS1
Lineage: Eukaryota; Fungi; Basidiomycota; Agaricomycetes; Polyporales; Polyporaceae
Exons: 12
Coding region: 175-1455 (426 amino acids)
Biological process (GO): malate transmembrane transport
Cellular component (GO): membrane
Molecular function (GO): malate transmembrane transporter activity
Source: RefSeq, a predicted model, not a curated record
GUUCUUUCUCCACCCUCCCUCGUCCAGCCCUGCCGCGGCACGGUCUGCGUCCCCGUCUUUACACGGUCAUUUUGUUUUUGUUCCGUAUAAUUGGGUGUCGGUCCUGCCUGCUCUCUCCCCCUCCUGUUGACUGUUCAGCGCACUACCAUCUGUCCUGCUUUUGGCUCGAUUACUAUGAACUUCUACCAAAGUCAUGAUGUCGUGCUUCCCACUCGGGCCGGCCAACCACUCUCACCUAUAGCUGAGGAGCAACCACCCAAGGUCAGUUCCUUGGCGCGUCGUAUCCAUGGCUGGAGCUGGCAAGCGUUUCCCAUUGGUAUGGGUACCGGAGCGGUGUACGUCACUUUGUCCGGGCUGAAGGAGCACUCGAGCACCUUGACCCAUGUCGAGACGGUCUUCUACUUCUUGAAUAUGGCUCUCUUCCUCCUGAACAUCACGACUCUGGCAAUCCAGCUUGCUUUGUAUCCCAGGCAGGCACUCCGUCUCAUCAAAGACCCCGUGAAGGGCAUCUUCGUGCCUCUCGUAGUGCUUUCGUUCGCCACUAUCCUCAUUGGAACCGUCAAAUACGCCGUUCCGACCGGCCAUGUGCAUCCGGAUUUCAUCUACGCCCUCUUCUGGGUCUACGUGGCGUUUGCCUGCAUCGUCUGUUUUCCGAUGCUGAUGAUAUGGUUCAACAAGCCGCACGACCUUACCACUUUCACUCCUGCCUGGGCAUUCCUGGUUUUCCCAAUGAUGCUUGUCGGUGUGGUCGCAUUCAAUGUGCUAGAUGUCAUACCAUCGAACGACCAGCGCGCCAUCGGCGUCCUCCUCACAGGAUACGUCUUUCAAGGCCUCGGGUUCUUCAUGACCUUCUUCUACCUCUGCAUCUAUAUUAUCCGGAUCAUGACCACGGGGUUCCUGGACGGACACCAAGCAAACGGUGCUUUUGUGGCUGUUGGGCCCCCGGGCUUCACCGCACUUGCGCUCAUCAAGCUCGGUGCGAAGGCAAUGGAGAUUUUGCCGUUGCAUGGUCUCGUGAGUGCGAGUGCUGGCGAGAUCUGGUACUCGGCGUCCGUUAUGUCAGGCCUCAUGCUCUUCGGGCUUGCCGUGUUUCUGUUCCUCUUCGGUCUCUUGCCUUACUGGUUCAAGCUCCACAAGCACCUUCAUGAGAUCUUAGGAUGCUGGGCGCUGACGUUCCCUAAUGUCGGCUGGAUCUCCACUAUCCGCGUCCUCGGGGACAUCUUCGAGCUGCGGGGCUUCCACACCUGGCACCUCGUCAUGACCAUCCUCAUGUGCGCGGUCUGGCUGAUUCUCUUCUUCCUCACCGCAUGGGCCUUCGUCAAGGGCAAGAUCUUCAUGGCGAAGCCAGAGGAAGUCAUCCAGGACUCGGUCGAUCGCAAGAUGAGCUCGCAGACGGCUUCGGACCGGGGUUCCUCCGGAAGCGGUUACCACAAAGAAGCUCAUGGACGCGUUUAAUUUCCGGUCGUUCCUACGCUCUCGGACGUGCCUUGGCCUCUCCUUCUCCUUCACUCCUUCUAGUCCCGCGUGUGCGGAUAGAGCUGAGCUUCGGCGGGGGAGUGGGCGCACCGUGUCCCUGGGCGUGCUCGCAGCUGAUUGAUUGAGCAGGCCCGCGGUGUGCCUUCCCCGCGGCACUGGCUGUGCGCAAUUUUUCAAGGUUCAUGAUUUGGCUUGAUGACGAUUCGUACAGGACUGUGCGUAGACGACACGGACGCUCGGACGAUUGUCUACCGUAGAUAGAGUUCGGUCAGCAGCCUCGCAUACGCAAUAGAGCACCCACCCAUCACAAUUCCUUAGACCAUGGACAUACUACUUUCUCUAUAGACUUGCACACAUCGCUUUACAUCGGACACGUCUUGCUCGUAUAUUACCUUUCUGGACAUUUUGCGUUCAUCGUAUAGUCGUAGGCACACCACCUCCGUGAAGUGAAUACGCGUUUGC